AUGCUCUUAUGUAUUGGGGGUAAUUUUUGUGCUACUCAUUAAAAAAGAGCACACUAUUAACAUGUACUAGAUGAACAUUUAUAAAUAAGUGAAGUCUUUUUGUUUGAUUAUUUAAGUGGAAAAAUUAGAAGUAAAUAGGCAAGAAAGGAGAUAAGGAAUAAACUAUUGGAUUUAACCAAAAUUGAAGUAAAGAAAAUAGAUCUGAAAUAGUGA
Molecule: messenger RNA, 213 nt
Organism: Paramecium tetraurelia
Lineage: Eukaryota; Ciliophora; Oligohymenophorea; Peniculida; Parameciidae
Exons: 1
Source: RefSeq, a predicted model, not a curated record